AUGUUCGGGUUUCUGAAAAACUGGCGCAAGCCAGCGGAGACCCCGCCGCCGCGGGGCCUUAGGCGGACGGCCUCCCUCAGGAAAAUCAACCAAUCCUUUCUCAAAAUAAGGGAAAUCGACGCAGACGACGAAGGCGAUGUGAGGAAACUGCUGUUCGACCACUUCAGGUCGCUCACCAUACCGGCUAUGGUCUACUGGGUAGUGCAACACGUCCAUGACCUUGUGGCCAUCAUCGUCAUCAUGUCCUUCCUCCUGCCGCUCAAGAGCCUGCUAUAUUUCUGCGUAUCCUUUCUCAUAUAUCUCUAUAUCCGCGCCAGGGUCGAGAUUGAAAGGCAUAUAAGGUGGUGCUGCCCGGACCUCGAGUCGGUUUUCGACACCUAUCGCACAACUGAGGGAUCGAACUUUUGGGUGGGCUACUUCUCCAAACACGAGGAGCUAGGCACCCCUACGGAAUCAAAUACGGAAGCUGCACCAACGCCAGUCUACACCAGAUCCGAGGAGACGGGUGACGACAACGGCGAGGAGAGGGAGUCCGCUCUCAGUGGCAGAACGGAGCCGGACACCGAUGCGAGCAGCUCCCAGCCAGCUGGCGAGGGCGGGUCUGCCCGUGACGAGUCAGUAUCGUCGAAAGGGCCGGACUCUGACCGCCAGCCACACCUCAGGGUUAAGAGGUACACGACAAUGUCGGAGGCGUCCGUGGUUUUGAAGGACGUGCUGACGCCCACCAACUGCAAGGAAAAUGAAAUCCUGGGUUGCGUGGGCAUAACGCCGUACAGGAACAAGUCCACCGUGGCACAAAUGGUCAGGCUAGUCGUGAGCAAGAAGUGCAGGAACAUGAAGGUUGGCAGCAAGCUGCUCAACCACCUGGAAAACUUCGCUGUGGGAUUCGGGUACACCGAAAUCCGGGUCUACACGAACAACCUCAACACUGCGUACCUGCAGUUCCUCAAGCAGAACGGGUUCGUCAUUCAACAGAUUGUGCGGCGUGGAUUCAUGCGCGGCGACCUCAUCAUAUGGAACAAGACGCUGUCUCAGCCGAACGACCUCCUCGUCACGGAAAUGCCAUUACUCAGGAAAGUGGAUGCGAGCUUCAUCCCGGAGUGA
This is a messenger RNA of Babesia ovata, 1104 nucleotides long. RefSeq names its product GNAT family protein. Gene Ontology annotation, molecular function: N-acetyltransferase activity. The transcript has 2 exons. The coding region runs from base 1 to 1104 and encodes 367 amino acids. Lineage: Eukaryota; Apicomplexa; Aconoidasida; Piroplasmida; Babesiidae. The record is from RefSeq and is a predicted model, not a curated record.